Molecule: messenger RNA, 3920 nt
Organism: Galeopterus variegatus (Sunda flying lemur)
Lineage: Eukaryota; Metazoa; Chordata; Mammalia; Dermoptera; Cynocephalidae
Gene: RTL5
Product: retrotransposon gag domain containing 4
Exons: 2
Coding region: 5-1705 (566 amino acids)
Source: RefSeq, a predicted model, not a curated record
CGAGAUGUCCGAGGCGGCAGGAAAUCUCAAUAGCCUCCGCAUGGCCAACGUAGCCCUGCGAGAAGAAUUAAAUGCCCUUCGCGGGGAGAAUGCCAAUUUGGGCCUUCAGCUCGGAAGAGCCCUGGCCGAGGUGAAUUCCUUGCGGGGCAAUGUCUCGAGCUACGUCCGCUGGCCGGUGCCCAUAGUGCCCGUCCCUGUCCCUGCCGAGGAGAACUUUGAGUUCCCGCUCAGUGAGAUCGACGCCGUUCCCGAGGGAGAGCUGCCCUUCUUGUGCUGGCCUCCCCCACGCGCGGAGCCCGAGUACACCUCGGAUGAUCUUCUAAUUAGCGUCAUCCAGGAUUGCAGCACCCCCGACGGGCCCACCGACCCUCCUCUGCUGCCGGUCCCGCCCCCGCCGGCGCAGCCCCAGCCCGCGGCGAAGGAGCCGCCCCCGCAGUCCCCUCUGCCGCCGCUAGAGAAGCCUGAGAUAGACCCCUUUUCAGGCGACCCAGUCUACCUGGCUGAAUUCCUCAUGCAGCUAGAGACCUUCAUAGCCGACCACGAGGAUCAUUUCCCCGGCGGCGCUGAGCGAGUGGCCUUUCUGAUCUCCUUUUUCACUGGCGAAGCCAAGGACUGGGCCAUCUCAGUCACCCAGGAAGAAAGCCCCCUGCACGCCAACUUCCCGCGCUUCCUGGAUGAAAUCCGUAAGGAAUUCUGUGGCCCCAUCCCCCCACGUAUAGCUAAAAAGGCCAUCCGCAGGCUCAAGCAGGGGCACUGUACCCUCAGCAGCUAUGCCGAUGCUUUUCAGUUUUUGGCCCAAUUCUUGUCUUGGGAUGACUCCCGCCUCCAAAACCAGUUCCUAAAAGGCCUGUCGGAAUUCUUCCGCAAGGAGCUCUUAGGGUCAACUGAAAUGGCUGACCUGGAUGAGCUGAUUCGCAAAUGUGUGGAGAUAGAAAGAAAAGUGCGUGUCCCCAAGCCAGUCCCGCUUCCUGGGGUUCACAGUAUCUUCCUCCCUUUUGCUCCGAAUGCUAAUGAAGAUGAAAGUGAAGAUGAAGAGCACCGCAGCGACAAUGAAGACAGAGAGGCACGAAAGCACAGGCCUCACCCAAAGGACCAGCGGAGGUGCCCACCCCCUAGGCAGGAGGUUAGCCAGAAGGAGGAGGAGGAGAUGAGGAAGAAGGAGGAAGAAAUAAGAAAGGAGGAGGAGGGGGAGGUGAUGAAACAGAAAGAGGAGGAAGAGAUGAGGAAGAGGAAUGAGGAUGAAGUUGAGAAUAAGGAUGAGGAGGAAGAUGAAGAUGAGAAUGGGGGCCAGGAACCCCAGCAGGAGCCAGAGCAGGAGCAGGAGACAGAGGAGACCUCUGCUGAGGUGGAGGAGGCGGCUCUGGAUGAGACCCAAGAAGAUAACCUAGAGGAGCUGAUGGAGAUGGAGGAGCCUGUGGCCCACGCUUCAACCCAGAUGUAUAGCUCCCCAAGUGGCAACCAUGCUGAAAACUUCCUGGGUGCACCCCCUCCCAUAAUACAGCCCAGCAGACGGAGGAACCAGAAUCGACUCCCACUUCUGGAGGGCCUUCCAGGUACCAAUUCACCAUUCUACAGCUCUCCACCACUGAUUCGCCGCGCAGGUCGUUUGGGGCAGCGCCAAACUCGACGACGCCCCCCGGUGCUAUUCCGCCUCACUCCGAGACAGGGGGGCCACCGAGCUGCUCGUGGCCGAAUUCGCGUGUGAGUGCUGAGGUGAGAUGGCCACCCAAAACACACCCUUCUACUGCACCCCCCGCCCCUGCUAUUGCUGCCACACCUGCCCCAUCUGCUGACCAGGACUUCAAGGAGUUCCAGACCUGCAGAACUCCAGACCAUCUUGCAGCCGUGACCAGAGAGUGACAUGUGCCCAACCAAGGCCACCUGGGAAAGGAGGGAUAAGCAACAGCUGUCCUUUUGGCAUGUACUCUGCUCAGUCCUGCUACAAGCUGGAGAGCAAGUUUCUGGGCCUGUUGCCAUAACUGAACUGGUCACCCUCUUGUAUUUCCCUCUAGUUGUUCCUAACCCUCACCUCUCCUAUGUUCAUUCACCGUGUUCUAUGGUUUUAUCCUCUGACUGACUCACCAGGACUUCACCCAGUGCCUCAUUGAUCUUCCCCAAGGACUGAAAAGACAAGCUACACUGAACUCCUAAAGCCACUGAGGCCAGUUACUAGACAUAACCAACGGCAAGCAUGAUGUUAUCAAGAAAUGUACUUAGAAGCCUACACUUGUUUCAUGCCACACCUCCAGGAGAAGGGACUGGAAGAGGACCCUGCAUCUAGCCCAGUAAUAGUGUGUAAAGCCACAUGUCAGAUGGACAACUUGACUGCAAGCCGGUCCCACUUCUGGCACUCGAGUUUACCUUCCCACAGGCUCCUGUAUCAGGGCUCCUGGACUGGUGGCCUGCCACAUCUGGGGCCCUCUCCUCUUACUACUCUGCCCUCCUGGGCAUCCCCAGUGGACAGAGCCCAACAUUGCAGGCUCUACCUCUUUCCUUGAUGUUGCCUAAGGGUAGGCAGUUGGGAGGUGAGGGAGGAGGGGGAGGAAAAAGCAACAGCAACAGUUCAGUUUUACAUUGUAAGGAGUGGCUCUUUCUUUAGGGAUAGUGAUCUCCUCCCCCUGCCAGGCCUUGGACUGCAGCCCCCAGCCAAACGUCUUGGCAGGAGACUUUCUAUCCUUGGGGUUGCAGAGGAAGCCUAACUGGCCUUUUAUUCUGGGACAGCAAGGAGAGAGGGCCCACGGCCUACUCUUUGACUCUCUUCAACUUCAAAGAUUCCUUAGUUCUGAGAGGAGAGGAGAGGAAGGCUGGCUGUACAGAGACUGCAGCCUCACAGCCAGGACGCUUCUUUGUGUCUCUCACAUGGGGGUCAGCCCCUGGGCUGCUGCUGGGCUUUGGUUAGACAGUGAGGCCUAAGACGGUGACUGCCUCCUAGGAACUCCUGGGACUUCUGGGUACAAACCCAGGUGCACUUAUAAAGAGACCUGCACUUGCCUUGGGUCCAGAAAAUAUUGCUUCUGCUGGGAAAAAUACAUGUUUACUAUGUCAGCCCCGGCCAUGAAAUGCCAGGCAAAUCCACAGCUGGCCUGAACUGCCCCGGACACUGAACUUUCUGUACAGUGCCUGGCAGCUGAGCAAGUGCAGCCAAAGUAGCUGUGCCAGAGGGAAGAAAACAUAGUAAGCUAAGCCUCUGUUCCUCAUCGGAGUCCGACAGAUAACCUCAGCCCAGCCUUAGGAUUCUGGCCCUGCAGGCAAGAGGAAGGAGCUGGAGGAAGAGGAGUCACAGAGAAACCCAGUCCUCCAACUGGUUUCUGGUGAGGUCUCUCUUCAUCAGUGGGAGCUUAUUUUCUCAGGAGAGAGUUCUAGAAGGGGAACUGCUAUUCUUCGAGGCUGUGGACCCUGUUUGCUGAUGAUCAACAUGCUGACCCUGCUACCCACAUCCCUGUGAAGAAGUGCAAAGGACAGGUGCCUUGCAACCCCACUUCCAGGGACCGCUCAGCACAGGCCCUUCCUGUUCCCCUGGUGCUUCUCACCCUGCAUCCUUGUAGCCUCAGCCAGGGAAAGAGCAGAGGAGCAGUGAGCUGGUUUCCAGCCCUCUGGGGGGAGGGGGGCUUGGGCUUCCCUUUGACCCUCUUUCCCAGAUCUUCACUAUUCGUUGUGAUGUAACAGCCACAAGAGCUGUAAGAGGAACUAUGGGCUUUGGGCGCUUUCUUGGGUUGAAAGAGGGGUGGGGGUGGGAAAUGCAUGCAGGGGUAGGAAGGCAGCCCAAGGAUUCCCAGCAGCUCAGGAAGGAGGAAACCCGUUCGAAAUCAGUGUGUUACUGUGACUGUGUUAUUGCUGUAUUACUGUGUUGUGAAGGUAAGAAAUUGCUCUGUAUGCUAAAGCUUUCUCUCCUCAAUAAAAGUAUCAAGGGUGUGUAAAAA